GUUGCCGUGGAGACACAUCAGACACAUCAAUCAACUCCAGUAUUUUGCUAAAAGCCACGCCUCGUGUAGUCAAUAAAUUCUGAAUAUUGAAUAGUGUACAUCUAACAUCUGUGAUUUUAAACGUAUUAACCACAUUUUCAAGAAAAAUUACGCGGUGACCGCUUCGUAAAGAACGUAAUGUGAGUGUUGACCCACUAGUGCUUCGUCACAACAGUCUGGCGCUUGCUUCGGUCUGAGCGAGGGAAUCACGGGAGCUUGCUCGCCAGAGCGCGCGACCACGCCAGUGUACAGUACACCAGUGUCUGCCAUGUUUGAAGAUAUUUGUGUAUUCGGGCGUGCUUGUUCGUUUGUUAUUGUAGUUCGGUGGCAUUGAAUUUUGUGUGCUAUGAAAUUGCGUCACAGGAAGUUGCCUAUUAUUGGUGCGUCAUGGUGUAUACCUAUCGAGGACUUAGUGAUUUCAGUGUGUUAGAAAUAAUGUUUUACAUGCUACAAAAAAUUUCAAGAUUCGCACAUUGUACAUACUGUCUCAUCUGCAAAGUGUUUUGAAAACAUUGUUUACAUAGGAUAUUCGAAAUUGGCGCUGAAACCAUAAUGUUUAUAUGUAAAGACAGACUAAGGAAAAUAUUUUAACCUAAAAUUGCGCCUUUUUGUGCUGCAGACAGUUGUUAUUAUUUUGCUUCCCGUGCUUUUGACCCGAGUGGGCGAGUCCAUUGUGGCUAAAGUAUCUCGGAGGGGUGCACGCAACUCAGAUGGGGUGUAGAGCCUGAGACUGACAAGUCUUCUUUGCUUCGAAAUUUUGAAGUUAAAACGUGAAUACUUUGGUUAAUAUUUUUUUCCCUUCAAUAUACGGCGUUGUAUAAUUGUUCGUGGAAGACGUUACACGUGUUCGUGUGGAUGUUUACACGGCUUUAACCUCUUUUGGGCGGAGAAUGCACUAGCGGACGGCAAGUGCUGGUGAAUUUCUUGCGUUGUGCGACACCGUCCUUGUGAAAGUGUACUGUACAGUGCGUUUCUCAUGGAUCGUAGACGGUGUAUUAUUUUGGCAGCCACUCGGAAAGGUUAAAUUUUGGAGGUUACUGCUCUCACGUUGGUUUGUUUACGUGUGGGAAAACAAAUCUAGCGGGGAACAGGUGACCUCAUGUGUAGACAAAUAUUGUGCAGUUACAUUAAUUGGGAAAAAUAACGCAGGUAAUUUAAAAUUAAACAUUUUAAUUAUUCCUUUUUUAAAAUUUUACUUUACGUUUAAGAGACGAUUUCACAUUGAAAAUGCCACUAAUGUUUUCAACUUGGUUUGAAAUUCUGUCAAACUGAAUGUUUUGUAACUGCAAGCACAGUUACAUGCGUGUGAAUAAGUGGACUGAGACAAGGGUUACGACCAUUUGGAUUCAGCAGCAGUUUUUCGAAGGCCUACUAUGUUGUGAAUCAGUGAAGUCUUAACUGGGGGGGGCCUAAAUAAAUUAAAAUUUGUUUGAGAACUAGUCAUAAUUUAAUCAGUUACAUUAUUAAGGCCUCUGUGUCUGCUGUUCGAAUUUUUGAAUUGGAUAUCACCCGACUGUAAUUCUGGAGCCAAACCUGCAGUGUGGUGUGAGCGUUCCUCAUGGUUCGAUGGUGCUCUUGAAUGCGGAGGUGUCACCGGUGGCCACACGGGCAAUGGACAGCACGGUGGUGGUGCAAGCCAAACGUCCUGAUGCUUGGCACAAGCAUGAACAAUUGAUGCUCAUGGAGAAGCAGAAACCAAAACCCGCGGAGGCGGGCGGCGCGAGGCAGCGGCAUGGCCCGCUGUACGGCCGCCUGGUGCCCGAGGAGCAGCUCGCGGCCUCCCUGGGCGCGCCCUCCGACAUCCAGGCCAUGCAGGCGCGCAUCCCGCACAACUUCCGCGACCCCGCGUCCGCGCCGCUGCGCAAGCUCAGCGUCGACCUCAUCAAGACCUACAAGCACAUCAACGAGGUGUACUAUGCCAAGAAAAAGAGAAGAGCGCAGCAAACGCAAGGUGAAGACAGCUCGCACAAGAAGGAACGCAAGUUGUACAAUGAUGGCUUUGAUGAUGACAACCAUGACUACAUCAUAAAGAAUGGGGAGAAAUUUCUCGAUCGUUACGAGAUUGACUCGCUCAUUGGCAAAGGCUCCUUUGGUCAGGUUGUGAAGGCAUACGACCAUGAAGAGCAGUGUCAUGUUGCUAUCAAAAUCAUCAAGAACAAGAAACCUUUCCUCAAUCAGGCCCAGAUUGAGGUUAAGUUGUUGGAAAUGAUGAAUAAGGCUGACGCAGACAACAAGUAUUAUAUAGGUAAAGACGACAAAAUAGUUAAAUUGAAGCGCCACUUCAUGUGGCGUAACCACUUGUGUCUGGUCUUCGAGCUGCUCUCGUACAACCUCUACGACUUGCUCCGCAACACCAACUUCCGCGGCGUCUCGCUCAACCUGACGCGCAAGUUCGCGCAGCAGCUGUGCACGGCUCUCUUGUUCCUGUCCACGCCCGAGCUGAACAUCAUCCACUGCGACCUCAAGCCCGAGAACAUCCUCCUGUGCAACCCGAAGCGCUCCGCCAUCAAGAUCGUCGACUUUGGCAGUUCGUGUCAGCUUGGCCAGAGGAUAUACCAGUACAUCCAGUCGCGGUUCUACCGGUCGCCGGAGGUGCUGCUGGGGAUCCCCUACGACCUGGCCAUCGACAUGUGGAGCCUGGGCUGCAUCCUGGUGGAGAUGCACACCGGCGAGCCCUUGUUCAGCGGGGCGAACGAGGUGGACCAGAUGAACAAGAUCGUGGAGGUGCUGGGCAUGCCUCCGAAACACGUCCUCGACCAGGCCCACAAGGCGCGCAAGUACUUCGACAAGCUGCCCGGCGACGGCUCCUACGUGCUCAAGAAGCCCAAGGACGGCAAGAAGUACAAGCUGCCCGCCACGCGGAGGCUACACGACAUCCUCGGCGUGGAGAGCGGGGGUCCCGGCGGCAGGAGGCUAGGGGAGCCCGGACAUUCGGUGUCGGACUACCUCAAGUUCAAAGACUUGAUCCUCCGCAUGCUGGACUUUGACCCCAAGACGAGGGUCACGCCGUACUACGCGCUGCAGCACAACUUCUUCAAGAGGACUGCAGACGAGGGCACCAACACCAACCCCAACUCCGGCAGCGCGAGCACCAGUCCCGCCGUCGUGGCGCCGUUUGUCGACGCGAGCAGCCCGCAAACAGUAGCACUGCCAAGUGUAGUGGGGAGUCGUGCGCGGUCUGAUCCCACCACCUCGCACCACCAUGCCGGCACGGCCGUCUAUCCGAGCAACUACACACAGAGUGCAGCCACGCAGACCGCCAUGGAGUGCGACAACUUCCCUUCAGCACGCCCCGCCCACUUCCACCACACGCACCACGCGCAUCGGUCGCGCUUCCCGCGCUCCUUCGAGUGCCCGCAGACGGGCGGUCUGAACAUGCCGCUGGUGCCUGCCGGCGGCUUCUAUCCCGCGUCCUUCGUUCCCCCGCAAGGCCCCGCGGCCUGGGGGGCGCAGCCCCCGGACUCUUCCGGGGCCCCGGCGCAGGGCGGCAGUGACAGAGAGGACAGUCCCAUGGUGGGCGUCUGCGUUCAGCAGAGUCCCGUGGCCAGCCAUUGACAGCAACUGUCGAGUUUUAGGUCGAGUGCUUGCUCCGGAUGCCUGUCAAGUUUGUCGAUGCUCGCUCAUUCGCUCGUGUAUCUGUUUUUUUAAUAUUAUGUUGUUUGUUUUUAACGAAGAUACUGGCAUGACUGCUUCACAUGAAUUUUCUUAAUGUUAAAUCUAAAGAACAUAAAGCUAACUAGCUGGAGAUUUCAAACUGUGGAGGUAUGUCUUUUGAUAAUUGUUUUUUCUUCUUUUUUUAUGUUUUUUUGCAAGAUUGUCGUUUGUGCUGAGACUGCUAUUGAAUCCAACUGCAAAAUCUGAAGAUAGUCAUCUUCAGAUGUUUGGAAUGCUUGCAUUCCACAGUUAUUGAUUAGUGGAAAUGAUGUAAGCAGUGUGCGCAACUCAAGUCAAACCUCUUGUAAUUUUUUUUUUAAUUAUAAGGCUGAUUUAAAAUAACAUAACAGUUUGGCCACAAGUAAUUUGGUAUUUUACGUAUAUUAAGUCGCUAAGUGGAGCCAAGAAGGAUCAUUAACACUUCAAGUUCAAAUGUGUUAUGAAUUUUAAAAUUAAAAUUGAAGAUGUGCUAAAAGUUUUCUAUUAAAUCGUAUUGACAGUAAAGUGAUUGUGUUCAGUUUAAUACUCGGCUAUAGCUAUUAAUUAUUACAUACUGGGACGAAACUGACGAAAGCAAUCUCUAUAAAGUGUUAUUUUCAGAAAAGAACAAAGCAAAAAAAAAAUUAAAUGUCAUUGCGGUUAGUGAGAAGCGUUUUUUCGUCAUAAUGUCAUCUCAAGCAAGUUUUUAUUUUCUGUUCUAAUGUUUGUGAUAAUAAUCUUGCCAGUUGUCAACACCCAUGUCCCACCAUCAUACAGUAACUAUGCUAAGUCAACUUAAAAGGUAUAUAACAAGGGGACCAUAUUAUACAUGAUUGUUUGAUUAGUUUGCCUUUUGUAAUCCAUACAGGCACCAUUCUCCACAUUCCUAAAUAUUUUCAUUCCCACUCACAAGAUGAAUUUAAGUUGCUUUAAUAUGGAAAGUCAAAUGCAUUUAGUUUUAGUUAAUUUAUUCUCCUUUAUACUACCUUUUCCAUCACCUUUUAUUAAAUAAAUAUUACUAAUCAUCAAAGAACAAAAUUUGUUUGGGCAUAUUUUAAUAACUUCUUUUCUGCUAGACUUGAGCACUUACAUAAUAGUACUAACUCUGUUUUCAUGUUUUCUUACCUAAAGUUAUUUAUUGCUGGCUACAUUCACUCUUCGAACAUGUUUGAGCUAAUAGAAUUAAUUUUUAUCAUGCUACUUAUAUUCUUGUAAUUUUUAAUGUGAUAGUACAUAUAAACUGUUAUCUGAGAAUGUAUUGAAAGUUGAAACUUAAAUCCUGUUGAACUUUUCUUCUAAUCAUCAAUCAGGCUAGGUGUUUUAUUUUUUAUCAACUAGAAAAACACAUAAUAUGGUACAGUAUCAAAUAUUGACCUCGAGAUUUUAGUACAGUUUGAUUUUCUCUACAAGCGUGUCCUCAACAGCUCAGAAGUUUGCAUCUCAAAAACUUACACAUUUCUUUGUAACUCAAGCUGCUUAUGAUUUAGAGCAAUUUUUUAAAAGAGAGAAAAUAAAACAAAAAAAAGAGAGGAAGUAGUAGUUGAUAUAAGCGAUACUGUAUCUUCUUGACGUUUAGUGCAGUAAGACUGUGACUGUACAUACACUGUGUAAUAUGGAAGAGAACAGAAUCGAACUGAACUUGACUGUGUCAUUUGUUUUGUGUACGUCAGUUUCCUCUGACAUUUUGAACAAUGAUCAAACUAAAAAGCAAACACACACAUUGGCACGCUGAGAAAGAUUGUUAAAACAGCAAGCAGGCUCAUUUUAUGUGUACAGUUGUAAUUUUAUAUAGGUUUGACUUGCCAUGCUAAAUCAAACAUUAUAUUUGGAAAACAAAAUUUGAAAAAAAAGCUGAAUAACAGGAAAGUGAGAUAACACCGCUAUCUGGUGGUGGUGAUGUUAAGAAUUAUUACUUGUGUAUACCAGGCACAUUAUUCACGAUGUCUCUUUAUUUAUGUAAACAUCAACCAUCUUGUGAUGUGUAUAUUAUAUAGUGCUGUUGUGUCCUGUUUUUGACACUUGUUUAAGAAAUGGCAUUAGUGACGAAAAAUAUGUGACACUGCUAUACUGCUUUUUUAUUUGAAGGAGAUAUUUAAGAAAAUAAUAUAAAUCCCAAUAUCUUCCAGAGAAUAACCCCAUUAAUAUUAUUAAACACUACUAAAAGUAAAGCUAGCCAGCAGUAUCGUCUGGGAAGCAUUUGUAGACAGUUCCUAGAGCAAUCUUCAGUUCCGUGAAGCUUCAUCCCAACUUCAUCUGAUAAAAGUUUUCAAUGUUGAAGUGGAAUAAAAAAAAAAAAUUAUUGCCUCAGUUCUAUGUUGCCGUGCCAUUUCUCUAACUGUGCCCUUUGUCUGUCAAGAGAGAUAAACUUGUGAUUUUAGAUUAUUUAUAUGAAAACUGUAGACUUAGGAGGUAGAUCCUACAGAAAUAAUGCUUUUAGAAUAUUUGCUUUGAAAAACAAUUAAAGUGAAUAAAAAAAUUAUCUUGUAGCCAUGCCAAGCUUAUAGGAAAAAAUAUAUAUUUAAUUCUCUUUGCUUUUUUUUAUUUAUUUAUUGUGUACAUAUAGUAAUACUUUAUUUUGAUUGUUCGCUCGUUUUUUAAAUUCACUCUUUCGCCUCUGUACUUGUGGAGUGUUUGUUUGACGACAGCUAGCUACUUGUUGGGGACUUUGACUGUAGAUAUUGUGUAUUGUACAUGUCUCUGAUGUCCUUAGGCUUGGCAUGGCCUGAGUGAAACAUUUUCACUCUCACAGUUACAUGAAAAAAAAAAUGACACUUUUCCUGGCUUUUUGUUAAAUAAAACGAGCAAGACUUUGUUGCGA
Bacillus rossius redtenbacheri is the source of this 6490-nucleotide messenger RNA. It is a transcript of the gene mnb, whose product is annotated as serine/threonine-protein kinase minibrain. Gene Ontology annotation, molecular function: protein serine/threonine/tyrosine kinase activity; transcription coactivator activity; protein serine/threonine kinase activity. NCBI's taxonomy places the organism in Eukaryota, Metazoa, Arthropoda, Insecta, Phasmatodea, Bacillidae. Gene Ontology annotation, biological process: positive regulation of DNA-templated transcription; peptidyl-serine phosphorylation; peptidyl-threonine phosphorylation. Gene Ontology annotation, cellular component: nucleus. The coding region runs from base 1606 to 3594 and encodes 662 amino acids. The record is from RefSeq and is a predicted model, not a curated record. The transcript is spliced from 8 exons.